Camelina sativa (false flax) is the source of this 987-nucleotide messenger RNA. NCBI's taxonomy places the organism in Eukaryota, Viridiplantae, Streptophyta, Magnoliopsida, Brassicales, Brassicaceae. The record is from RefSeq and is a predicted model, not a curated record.
UUUUUGUUAGGUACGUCAAUGUCAUGCCCACACAUCAGUGGUUUAGCUGGUCUUUUGAAAGCAGCUCACCCUGAGUGGAGUCCAAGUGCUAUCAAAUCAGCCCUCAUGACCACAGCUUACGUUCUUGACAACACCAACUCCCCACUCCAUGAUGCUGCAGACAACAGCCUCUCUAACCCACAUGCUCACGGCUCGGGACAUGUAGAUCCCCAAAAGGCUCUCUCACCGGGUCUUGUCUACGACAUCUCAACCGAGGAAUACAUCAGGUUCUUGUGCUCUCUAGAGUACACAGUAGAUCACAUUGUUGCGAUAGUGAAGCGACCAAGCGUCAACUGCUCGAAGAAGUUCUCAGAUCCUGGUCAGCUCAACUACCCAAGUUUCUCGGUUUUGUUUGGGGGUAAAAGAGUUGUGCGGUACACUAGGGAAGUAACAAAUGUUGGUGCAGCAAGCUCGGUUUACAAAGUGAUGGUUAAUGGGGCUCCUAGUGUUGGGAUCUCGGUUAAACCAUUAAAGCUUGCGUUUAAAAGGGUGGGAGAGAAGAAGAGGUACACAGUCACAUUUGUUAGCAAGAAGGGAGUGAGUAUGACGAACAAAGCUGAGUUCGGAUCCAUCACUUGGAUCAAUCCGCAGCACGAAGUAAGAAGUCCAGUUGCAUUCUCUUGGAACCGGUUUUGAAAGAAAACAACGAAACACAAAUCUAACAUCCCUAGUGAUGUUAUUCUAUUUUAAAGUUAAUUUCCUGUUGGGAUGAUUUCGGUAUCUAGAUGAUUGGGUUUAGGUUAAACAAAAACCCAUCCAGAGCCGUAAUGAUAAUCAUCACGUAGUGGGAAGUGUUCAUGUUUGGUUUUUGAGUCAUUGAGUGUGUAGGUGAAGAAGGCAUCCCAAAAAAAAAGUUCGGGAUGGUAGAAGAAAAAUGUUGUCAGGAAAAGAACGUUGAUGUCAUUUGUGUUGCUUCAACUUUUCCAUUUAACUAUUUUACUGAUGAAA